UUCAAAUUUCCUCUCUCUCUCUCUCUCUCUCUCUCUCAUCCUAAGCAUUUCUUAAAGAAAUGGCUCUUAUGAGUAGGCCAUAUGCUUACUCAAAGAUGGAAAGAGAAGACCCAGAAGAGAUAAAGCAUAGAAGAGCACAGUUCUUGAUCUACAAAGCACUAGAGAAAGUGGAUUCUCAGAGAAGACCAUCAUGGUUGAGAGUUAGAAUCUGCAAACUGAAGAUUAAGAUUGGGAAGAGAUUGAAGAGGUUAAGGAAAAGCAUGUUGUUAAGCAUGUCUAGAGCUAAGAAUGGUGUUUGCAAACAAGUUAUUUGUCAAUGGAAAACAUGGAAGCGCUUGUUCCGCAGUGGUGGACAGGUCAUGGUCAAUCUUCCUCCUGUGUUUGCUUGAGAAAUUUUCUCUCUUGUUUUCAGUUUUUGUUUGUUUGCCAAGAAAAAAGAAACAAGAAUGUUACCAAAAGGGUAUUUCAAUUGAGAUUGAUUCCCUUGUUUAAUCAUAUUUUCAUGCCAAUGGUUUGUUGUUGUCU
Camellia sinensis is the source of this 525-nucleotide messenger RNA. RefSeq lists its product as uncharacterized. The record is from RefSeq and is a predicted model, not a curated record. NCBI's taxonomy places the organism in Eukaryota, Viridiplantae, Streptophyta, Magnoliopsida, Ericales, Theaceae.